Zerene cesonia (dogface butterfly) is the source of this 2107-nucleotide messenger RNA. RefSeq names its product BTB/POZ domain-containing adapter for CUL3-mediated RhoA degradation protein 3. The record is from RefSeq and is a predicted model, not a curated record. The transcript is spliced from 3 exons. Gene Ontology annotation, molecular function: protein binding. Lineage: Eukaryota; Metazoa; Arthropoda; Insecta; Lepidoptera; Pieridae. Gene Ontology annotation, biological process: protein homooligomerization. Bases 202 to 1080 code for a protein of 292 amino acids.
GUCAAAGUAUAUUCAGCUGUCAGUGGUGCGAAUAAAAAUCAAUACGUUUUGAAUAUUUCUAGUAUAAAAAAUGGCUAUAUAUUUAGAUGAAAUAUCAAAUAAUUACUAGAGUUUAGCAUUAUCAAACUCAGCAAAGAUUUGAUUGAUUCAUUAAAUCCGAAAUUUUUGCGUGAUCAACCGACCGCAAGAUAAGUUUCUAAAAUGUCGGGCGACCACAAAACAUUGAUAAAGGGGAGCCCAUCCCAAUAUGUUAAAUUAAACGUGGGAGGAACUUUAUUCUAUACCACUAUUGGAACAUUAACUAAAAGUGAUAAUAUGUUAAGGACGAUGUUCAGCGGUAGAAUGGAAGUCUUAACAGAUUCUGAAGGAUGGAUACUGAUUGAUCGUUGUGGGAAACAUUUUGGUACAAUUCUGAAUUAUUUGAGAGAUGGUACAGUUGCAUUGCCAGACAGCUAUCGUGAGAUAAUGGAGUUGCUUGCUGAAGCCAAGUACUUUCUAAUCGAAGAAUUAACUGAUUCUUGCCAGCAGGCGUUGGCUAAAAAAGAAAGAGAGGCCGAACCUAUAUGCAGAGUUCCCCUAAUUACAUCUCAAAAAGAAGAACAAUUGCUAAUAAUGUCAACUUCAAAGCCUGUUGUUAAGCUGCUCAUUAAUAGGCACAACAAUAAGUAUUCAUACACCAGUACAUCAGAUGACAAUCUACUGAAAAACAUAGAGCUAUUUGAUAAGUUGUCUCUCAGAUUCAGCGGAAGAGUUCUGUUUAUAAAGGAUGUGAUUGGUUCAAAUGAAAUUUGUUGCUGGUCAUUUUUUGGACAUGGCAAAAAAUGUGCAGAGGUUUGUUGCACAUCCAUUGUGUAUGCAACAGAUAAAAAGCAUACAAAAGUAGAAUUUCCUGAAGCCAGAAUUUAUGAAGAGACUCUUGGAAUAUUGUUAUAUGAGAGCAGAAAUGGUCCAGAUCAAGAUUUGAUUCAAGCUACAUCAUCUCGGGGCGCUGUUGGAGGGCUUUCUUGCACAAGUGAUGAGGAAGAAGAACGCUCAGGACUUGCACGACUCAGGUCAAAUAAGCAGAAUAAUCAAUCUUAGCAGUUACAGAAUGGUUUGGCUCGCCUGAGGAGCUCCAAAAGGACAAAUGUCUGAUACCUGGCUGGUUGCCUUCUGACACCAUGGAUACCAUGCUUUGGUAUCUAAAUUUGGCCAUUGUUGGCUUAUUCAAGUUUACUUCCUGUAGUACCUUGAUGACUGCAGUGGAAUGAGAAAAUGAGCAUUUAUAGUUGAAAAACUUUGGUGAAGUUUCUAACUGAACUACUUUAGUACCCUUAUAACCAAUGUGAAGUGUAUAUUGUAGUUGGUGUAUAAGGCCUGAAUGAUGAUGUACAUAUCUAAAAAGAAUUGUUUUUGAAAUGAAAUUUUGUAUGUUUCUAAUGAAUAUUCUAGCUGUUGUAGUGUGAAUUUUUAUGAUAAAUAAUUAUAAGCUAUAAGGCUAUAAAAAAUAUUACAGUAUUCAAUUGAUGUUCCCAAUAUUGUAAAAUUGUUAAUAUGAGAAAUAAAUGUCUGUUUUAGCAUGUAGAGCAUAAAUACUUGAUAAAAUUAAUUAUGAAAUAAUCUAGUUAAUAAAAGUUGCUUUGUUCUAUCAAAUAUAUGGGUAUGUACGUAGACUAUUUAAUUAGUCUUAAAAUAUCAUCAUACAUGGCAUACAAGUCAACUAUAUAAUUAUAUUAAGUGGAAAAGAAUAUAAGUUAAUAGGUGUAUAAAACAUGUCCCUAGAACUAUACAUAUUGAUUGUUUCAGUAUAUUUUGCUUUAUAUAGAGAUGCAGAUAUAUCUGUAUAAGUAAUUUAUACAGAUACAGAACAGCACAACUAUCUUAUACAUUAUCACAAAUGAGGCUCAAGGAAUUUGCCAAAUUGAUGUUUCGUAAUGCUUUAAUGUUUUAAUUUAUUUAAGGCACCAAAUUCUUGAAGUGGGCAUAUGAAUUGCUGGACUUCUAAAAAAUAACAAUAUAAUAAAGGAUACCUGUCAUAUACCAUCAGACAUGUACUGGAAUAUUACUUCUUUACUUAAAUUUAUAAAGAUAAUUUUUUUAUGAAGAUUAUGUAGUUCUAAAUAAAACA